Molecule: messenger RNA, 3573 nt
Organism: Miscanthus lutarioriparius
Lineage: Eukaryota; Viridiplantae; Streptophyta; Magnoliopsida; Poales; Poaceae
Source: the annotation of a GenBank genome assembly
AUGUCGGACGUCUCGUCGGAUCUCGGCGGCAUCCGGGCGGGGCCCGUGGAGCGUGACAUCGAGCAGGUGCGUGCUGCUAACCCUUCUCUGGGUGGAUCUAUUUCCCCUCCCCCCGUCCCUGGUUCUACUGCGGGUGCAACUGAGAUGUGGAUGGGUAGAUCAUCAUCUAUCGCCUACCGCUUACGUGCUCUCCUUCUGCGUGUCGCGGAUAGAUUUCCCCUCCCCCCGUCCCUGGUUUUACUGCGCGUCCCAGGUUCUACUGCGGGUGCAAUUGUGGUCUGUUUUAUAUCUUCAAAAUGUGAAGUAUGGAAGUUGCAUGCUCCUGGUUGCUUGUUUUUUUUCCCAUAUAUUGAUGACUUGGCCAUCACUGCUCUCAAGAAAGGAGCAUACUUGCUGAAGUAUGGGCGUAGAGGAAAGCCCAAGUUUUGUCCAUUCAGGUUAUCCAAUGAUGAAUCUGUACUGAUAUGGUUCUCAGGGAAAGAAGAGAAACAUCUAAGGUUGAGCCAUGUAUCCAGGAUAAUUCCUGGGCAACGGACUGCAAUUUUUCAGAGGUAUCCACGGCCUGAGAAGGAAUGCCAGUCUUUUUCUCUAAUUUCACAUGAUAGGUCAUUGGAUAUAAUAUGCAAAGAUAAAGAUGAAGCUGAAGUAUGGUUUGCUGGGCUGAAAACACUGAUUUCACGUUGCCACCAAAGAAAAUGGAGAACUGAAUCUAGAAGUGAUAUCCUUUCCUCUGGUGCAACUAGUCCGAGGACUUACACACGACGGAGUUCUCCUUUGAGUUCACCUUUCAGCAGCAAUGACAGCAUCCACAAGGAUGGCAGUGACAAUUACCGACUCCGUACUCCAUAUGGGAGCCCACCAAAGAAUCGAUUGGAGAAGGCAUUUUCUGAUGUCAUGUUGUAUGCAGUUCCUCCCAGGGGUUUCUUUCCAUCAGAUUCUAAUGCUGAAUCAGUCCAUUCUAUGUCUUCUGGACACUCGGAUAACACAAAUGGGCACCCCAGAGGCGUCCCAAUGGAUGCUUUCCGAGUCAGUUAUUCAAGUGCCGUUAGUUCAUCUAGUCAUGGUUCUGGUCAUGAUGAUGGUGAUGCUUUAGGCGAUGUUUUCAUAUGGGGAGAAGGAACCGGGGAAGGAAUUCUUGGCGGUGGUGGUUCAAGAGUUGGAAGCUCCUCAGGUGCAAAAAUGGACUGCCUUGUACCAAAACCAUUAGAAUUUGCCGUGCGACUUGAUGUGCAGAACAUAUCUUGUGGAGGAAGGCAUGCUGCACUUGUUACUAAACAAGGUGAGAUAUACUCAUGGGGUGAGGAAUCAGGGGGACGGCUUGGUCAUGGUGUUGAUUGUGAUGUGUCAGAGCCAAAACUUAUUGAUGCUCUUUCUCAUAUGAACAUUGAGCUUGUAGCAUGUGGCGAAUACCACACUUGUGCUGUUACACUAUCUGGAGAUCUUUACACAUGGGGGGAUGGCACAUUUAAAUUUGGGCUUUUGGGUCAUGGAAAUGAUGUCAGUCACUGGGUACCAAAGCACGUGAAUGGACCAUUAGAGGGUAUACAUGUUUCAUCAAUUUCAUGUGGACCUUGGCAUACAGCCCUAGUAACUUCUGCUGGACAGCUUUUCACAUUUGGUGAUGGAUCAUUUGGGGUUCUGGGCCAUGGAGAUCGUGAGAGUAUCUCGGUCCCCAGGGAAGUUGAAUCUCUCAAAGGGCUACGCACGGUGCGGGCAGCUUGUGGUGUUUGGCACACUGCUGCAGUUGUAGAAGUCAUGGUUGGGAAUUCAAGUUCUAGCAAUUGUUCUUCUGGUAAGAUAUUUACAUGGGGUGAUGGUGAUAAAGGUCGCUUAGGUCAUGGUGACAAGGAACCAAAACUUGUCCCAACCUGUGUGUCUGCUUUGGUGGAGCCCAAUUUUUGUCAGGUUGCUUGUGGGCAUUGCUUGACAGUAGCCCUAACAACUUCUGGGCAUGUGUAUACAAUGGGCAGUGCUGUCUAUGGUCAACUUGGGAAUGCACAAGCUGAUGGUAUGCUUCCUGUGCGUGUUGAAGGGAAGCUACACAAAAACUUUGUGGAGGAGAUUUCAUGUGGUGCUUAUCAUGUGGCUGUAUUGACUUCUAGGACUGAGGUAUACACAUGGGGAAAAGGUGCAAAUGGCCGGUUAGGUCAUGGCGAUACUGAUGAUAGGAAUACUCCUACAUUGGUUGAAGCACUGAAAGAUAAGCAAGUCAGAAGUGUUGUUUGUGGAAUUAAUUUCACUGCGGCAAUAUGCAUUCACAAAUGGGUAUCUGGAGUUGAUCAAUCAAUGUGCUCAGGUUGCCGUCAGCCAUUCAACUUGAGGAGAAAACGUCAUAAUUGCUACAACUGUGCUCUAGUAUUUUGUCAUUCCUGCAGCAGUAAAAAAUCUCUGAAGGCUUCAUUAGCACCUAAUACAAACAAGCCUUACCGUGUCUGCGAUACCUGCUACAGCAAACUGACAAAGGGACUUGAGACAGAUAUGCAUUCUUCAGCGAAGCGGGCUGCUACUGUACCGGGAUUCAGUGAUACAAUCGAGGAGGAUCUGGAAACAAGGUCAAAUGCUCAACUAUCAAGGUUGUCGUCAAUGGAAUCUUUGAAGCAUUUAGAUAGCAGAUAUUCCAAGAAAAAUAAGAAGUUUGAAUUUAAUAGCACCCGUGUUUCCCCUGUGCCUAAUGGGAGUUCACAUUGGAGUGGACUAAACAUUUCAAGAUCUUUCAAUCCUGUAUUUGGAUCUUCAAAGAAGUUUUUCUCAGCAUCAGUUCCUGGAUCUAGAAUUGUUUCUAGGGCAACAUCACCUAUUUCAAGAAGAGCAAGCCCUCCACGAUCUACAACACCAACACCUACUCUGGGUGGCCUAACAUCUCCAAGAGUUGUUCCCAACGAUGGCAAGCCAACAAAUGAUGCAUUAAGCCAAGAGGUUCUGAAUUUGAGGUCUCAGGUGGAGAGUCUUACCAGGAAGUCUCAACUCCUAGAAGUGGAGCUGGAAAGAACUACCAAACAAUUGAAGGAAGCUAUUUCCAUUGCCGGUGAGGAAACUGCAAAGUGCAAGGCAGCAAAGGAAGUAAUCAAGUCACUCACUGCACAGUUGAAGGGGAUGGCAGAGAGAUUACCUGGAGGAGCAGCCAAGAACACUAAGUUGCCACCUCUUCCUGGAAUUUCCAUUCCAAGUGACAUUUCGUCUAUGGCUACGGAGAGUGUGGGCAGCCCAAGCAGCUCUGGAGAACAAAUCAUAAAUGGUCAUAAUGGAUUGCUUGCUUCUAAUGGACCAAGUUCUGUUAGGAAUAAGACGAGCCAUCAAGAAGUAGGCAAGAAUGGAAGUAGGCCGCCUGAUGCUGAAUCUUGCCAUGAUGCUGAAUGGGUAGAGCAAGAUGAACCAGGUGUUUACAUUACUCUCACCGCGUUGCCUGGAGGCGCCAGAGAUCUCAAGCGGGUUCGGUUCAGCCGGAAGAGGUUCAGUGAGACACAAGCAGAACAGUGGUGGCAGGAGAACCGGGCGAGGGUAUACCAGCAGUACAAUGUCCGCGUGGUUGACAAAUCAACCGCCAGUGUCGACAAUGACAUUGCGGCUAACUGA